Molecule: messenger RNA, 2226 nt
Organism: Melanaphis sacchari
Lineage: Eukaryota; Metazoa; Arthropoda; Insecta; Hemiptera; Aphididae
Exons: 9
Coding region: 227-2170 (647 amino acids)
Source: RefSeq, a predicted model, not a curated record
UUAUUUGAUGUUUAAAAACUGAAAAAAGUUGAAAAUUGUUUAAUAAUACCUUGUUCUUAAAAAGUUUGUAUUGAUAUUCUUAUUAAUGUUAUUAUAUCUAAUGGUGUCUACUCAAAAGCCAUGUAUUUAAUGCUGCUGUUGACUUCAAUCAUAAUAAUCUAACAAAUUAUUUUGAUCUCCUUACAUUUUAAAAUUGUAUUACUUACGGAAAGGCUGUAAAUUUAUUAUGAAUACAAUCAGCAAGUAUGUGCAGUAUCUGCGACAAAUACAUAUAUUAUCAUCAAAUACUUUUUGGCAUCAGUAUACAAUUAAACAAAAACACCAGUUUUCAACAACUAUCAAUUCAACAUUUUUAAAUUUUUCUUCAAAUUUUAUUAAAAUAAGACAUUUAUCAAAUACUUUUAGUCAAUUGGGUUUAUCUGACACAGUUACUACUAAUGAUAUUUUAAUAACUAGUAUUAAGAAUGCAAAACAAACAAGUGAUGUACUACAAAUGUUACGGCUUCACAGCACUGCAAUGAAUGCUCAACAACAUUUACAAGCAUUAAACUCUUUGUUUUUACUGCAGAAAAGUAAAAGAACAAAUUUAUCUAAGGAAGAACUAACUCGUAGCCCAGAAUUUACUGCAAUGUGUCAUAAAAUUCAAAAUUAUUCAAGAAAUCUUGAGCUAAAUGAUGUUAUGAAUAGUGUCAAGUACUUAUCUUAUUUGGGUGUAUCUGUUAACAGUAAUAUAAUGCAAAUGUUAUUACAGUUAAUUAGUAAAAUGAUAAAUGAUAUGUCUUUACAACAAAUCACUUUUUUACAUUUUUUAUUAAGAGAAUUAUCAUCAUGCCCUUUAGUUGAUGCUUUAAAGCUUGCACUACCGAUUGUUUUCGAAACACAAGUACAAUACAAACUAGAAGAUAAUCUAUACUGGCAAGUGGAAUUUCUCAAUUAUAUAGCUAAACAUAAAUUGUCUCAAGAAACAUAUGAUUUUGUUAUGUCAAGAAUUAUAAAAAAUAUUGAUCAGAUUAGUCCUAAAAUUGUACAACAAUUAUUACUUUGUUUAUACUACAAAAAUUAUUCAACUGAAAAAUAUAUUGAUAUAAUUAACAGAUGUUUACAAUAUUAUAUGAAUCAUCUAGAAUACAUUGCUGGUAUUUCAGACAUUGGCGCUAUUUUGUCAAGAAUGAUAUAUAAGUACUCCACAGAAUCUGAGUUGUUUUAUAAUGAACAAUUUAUUAAUAAAAUUGUGGAAUUCAUAAUAAAAAAUGAAGAUAAUUUUGAAAAUUUGGGAUUCUUAUUAAAAAAAUUAAAUAGAAUUGGAUAUGUUCACCGUGGUUUACUUGAUUAUAUGACAAAUAAACUAACCAGUAAACAAGAUAUUUUAGAAAAUAUAAAAUUUGGAGUAUUAUUAUCUUAUAUUGCAGCAUGUGCUAAUGCAAAUUAUGUUCCACCAGGUUUUGAUGAAUUAAAACCACUUAUACUGACAAGACUUAACGUUCAAAAAGAUGUUUUAGAAUUACCAUGGUUAGUAGCAACAUUUGACUUGGCUGUUUUGGACGUUUGGUCAGAAGAACUGUUAGAAAGAGUAUUUUCUAGAGAUUUUCUUUAUGGGUUCUUGAAACGAAGUGAUAAUAUACAUGAUUAUAUUAUGCUGCUUAAACUGUACCAGGCUUCAACAACUUUAUACCCUGGAGGUUAUAAAGGAUCAUUACCACCGCAGGAAAUUAUUGAAAAAUCUAUUAAAAUUUAUCAACAUAAUAUCAUUGAUUUUCCACUAAAAGCUGCCUUAGAACAUGGUUUGGGCGGAAGUGAUUAUGUUCUAACAGGGGUUAGAAGCAAAUUAGGACAUUUCAUUGAUUAUUUAGUGGUGAUGAGACCAGGUGGAUAUCCUGUUGCCAUUAAAAAUAAGAUCAAAGAUUCUAAAUCAUUGUUGCUGGAAAACAUUGUUGGUGUUAGUGACAAUUUUGCGAUUGCCAUAUUACUUUACAAACCAAACAGUUAUGUCAUCAAUUUAAAUUGUUUAAGAGGUCCGCACAUGCUAACAAUUAAAACAAUUGAAGCUCUGGGCUUAAUAGUUUUACCUGUAUCAUUAGAUGUUUGGGAUGGCCUUAUUGACUAUGAAAAGAUACCAUAUAUCAUGAGAGAGUUAAAAUCAAAGGCUGAUCUAAAUUUAACUAUAAAUUAGUGUUGUGCAUUGUGUAUAUUUUAUAUGUAUGUACAAGUAUAACAAUUUAUUUAUUA